UUCACUGAGUCUGCGCAGAGCCGCGAGCUGCGCCGCCUGCUACACUGUUGUUCAAAGAGAACCGAACAAACUGAGAUACGCAGCGAUUUAACGGGAACCGGAGCCAUAAUCUGCAGUUAAAUCCACCCGAGAGGAGACAGAAGAGGCUGAAGAGGAGGAGGAGGAGAGGAAGAGCUGCGGAGGAGAAGCAGAAACAGGAGAAGUGGAAGAGGAGGAGGAGGAGGACUGAGAGGAAAAAAUCGGGAGCCAGUGGAAAAUGCUGCGGAUGUGACUGGAAGAUGUCCAACGUUAACAUGGAAGCUACCAACAUCCUCCCCAUCCUGAAGAAGAAGCUGGCCUUCCUGUCAGGGGGCAAAGACCGUCGCAGUGGUCUGAUCCUGACCAUCCCUCUCAGUUCAGAUCAGACCAGCAUGGAGGAGCUCAGCGCCACUCUGGACUACCUGCUCAGCAUCCCCAGUGAGAAAUGUAAAGCUCGAGGUUUCACCGUCAUCGUGGACGGACGGAAGUCUCAGUGGAACAUCGUGAAGACAGUGGUGCUCAUGUUGCAGAACGUGAUCCCGGCUGAGGUGUCUCUGGUCUGCGUGGUGAAGCCGGACGAAUUCUGGGACAAGAAGGUCACACACUUCUGCUUCUGGAAGGAGAAGGACCGUCUGGGCUUCGAGGUGAUCCUGGUUUCGGCCAAUAAGCUGACUCGCUACAUCGAACCCUGUCAGCUGACAGAUGACUUUGGAGGAAGUCUGGACUACGACCACAGCGACUGGCUCAACAAGAGGCUGGUUUUCGAGAAGUUCACGAAGGAGUCGACGUCGCUGCUGGACGAGCUGUCGAUUAUCAACGAGGGCGACAAGAGCAGCUCGGUGGACAAGGACAAAUCAGCUGACUGCACCCUCCUGCCGUCCUUUGACCCCGAGACUGUCCUUCAGACCGGUCAUGAGCUGCUGUCGGAGCUGCAGCAGCGUCGUUUUAACGGUUCGGAGGGAGGAGGAGGAGGACAGGGAGGUCCGGCCUGGUGCCCGAUGGAGGAGGAGCUGCUGGCUCAGCCUCAGGUGAUGAAGCUGCUGGACUCUCUGAGGGAGCAGUACACCAGAUACCAGGAGCUCUGCAGGCAGCGAAACAAACGCACCCAGCUGGACGAGAUCCACGCCAAGGUCAUGCAGGUGGUCACCUGGCUGCAGGGUCCCGGUUCGGAGCUCUUGAAGACCCAGCAGGCGAUCGGAGACUCGAUGCGAGCGGCUCAGGCUCUGCAGCAGAAACACGAGGAGAUCGAGAGCCAGCACAGUGAGUGGUUUGCCGUCUACGUGGAGUUGAACCAGCAGAUCGCCGCCUUGCUCAGCACCGGGGAGGAGGAGGAAGUGGCCGAGCUGAAGGCUCUGCAGCAGCAGCUGAGCGACGUCUGCUACCGACAGGCGGCUCAGCUGGAGAGCCGACAGAACGUCCUGCAGGCGGCGCAGGGCUUCCACAGCACCACACAGGAGCUGUCCCAGCAGCUGGACGGUCUACUGGGCAUGCUCUGUGCCGACGUGGCUCCAGCUGACGGAGCAUCGAUUCAGCAAAACCUCAAACUGCUGGAGGAAAAGCUGCAGACCGUCGAAGCAGGACUUGCGUCUGUGCGUCAGAAGGGGGCGCUGGUCCUGGAGCAGAUGUGCAGCCAGCCGUCAUGGAGUCUGGAGGAAACCGAGAGUCCACCAGGAGACCCGCAGGACAACGUUCAGCAGAUUCAGUCUGUGAUGGAGGAGAUGCAGCUCCGCAAGCAGCGAUGUGAGGACAUGGUGGACGUGAGGAGGCUCAAGAUGCUCCAGAUGGUCCAGCUGUUCAAAUGUGAAGAAGACGCUUUACAGGCGGUCGAGUGGCUCGGAGAGCUGCUGGACGCCUUGCUGAAGACUCACGUCCGACUGGGAGACGACUCUCAGGAGACCAGGACCAUGCUGGACAAACACCGCAAGUUUGUGGACGUCGCUCAGAGCACCUAUGACUACGGCCGCCAGCUGCUGCAGGCCACCGUCGUCCUCUGUCAGUCUCUGCGCUGCACCACUCGGUCCUCCGGAGACACGCUGCCGAGACUCAACCGAGUCUGGAAGCAGUUCAGCGUCAGCGCCGAGGAGAGGCAGCAGAGACUGGAACUGGCUCUGAACUUCCACACCGCUGCUGAGAGGGUGUUCCAGCAGGAAUUUGUGGAGGCCGAGUCUCUGGAUGAAGUCGACUCUUCAGGGAAAACUCUCCUGGACAGACUGACCACGCCGAUUAUCUUCCCUGAUGGGAGCGAGCAGUACUUCGGGAGUCCCAGCGACACGGCAGCAGCAGCGGAGGGCGUCAGAGAGCGCCUCCUGCUGGUGGAGGAGCGACGGCUGCAGCUGCAGGAGGCGAGUCUUCAUAACGACGAGGAGGAGGAGGAGGAAGAAGUGCUGAACGGGCAGGAGGCGAGACUAGAUGUGAUCGGGGAGGAACUGAGUGAGAAAGAGGAGCAGGAGGAGGAGGAGGAGGAGGCGGGGCAGCAGGAUGAAGAUCUAGAGAGAACCACACAGGACUGCUAAGGGUCGCUGAGCACGUUAAACCGAGCAGCCUUAAUGAAGCUCGAUUCAUCUCCACCUCCGACGUGUCCUCCCUGAGCCAGCAGCGCCGUCGUUCUGUCGCCUCCUCGGUGUUUGUUUUUAUUCAGACUAUCACUGCUUCACCUUCUCCUGCAGGAGGAUGAACACAGUGGAAGCAAAAACUGUGAAAGCUGGAAGAUCAGCAGCCGUCGGCGUCCAAACGUAACAAAUGUAAAAUACUGGAGUUAUUAUUUACUGGAAUAAUUAAUAUUCAUGUCUCUGGAUGCUCUAUAGAUGAUAAUCGACUGUAAAAUAAUCCAUUUUGGAUGCUCCUAAUGUUCACCUAACACCUCCUCCUCCUCCUCCUCCAUGUUCUCCUGAGUGGGCAGAGCUUCAUGGUGCUUUCUCCAACUUCUACUUGAUCCCUUUCCUGCAUCAACAUUCCUGUAGAUGCUGUCAUGGAGCUUUUCAACACUGGGAUGGAAAUCCUACCAGCUAGAAACAAAAUUCUGCUUUAUUGACUAAAACUUUUCUACAGCAGCCGAGUCGAGUCCUCUACAGCUCAUCGGGAAACGGCAAAAUAAACAAUAGCCAAUCAGCUUAAAGUACAACUUUUACAUUAUUUGUGAAGUCGAACUGAAAUCUAAACUCUCCUCAUUAAGCCUUACUCAUGUCCAUAUGUCUGCAGUUUGCCACACGCAUUUUUAUGGAAAUAAAUAACCCAAAAAAAAAAAAAAAGGAAAUAAAUAACACGAGAAUUCAGCUGUGACACCUUAAAGCAGGGGUGUCCAGGUUCCACAUUCAGUUCCAGUUUGAUCUGAAGUGGACAGGAGCAGUAAAAUCACAGCAGAAUAACCUAUAAAUAACCACAACUACACAUUUUCCCUUUGUUUUAGUGAAAAAAUACAUUCUGAAAAUGUUCAUAUUUAAAGAAUUAUCUUUUUACAAAACAUCAUGAACAACCUGAAAUUUCUUAAUUGACAACAGUCAGACAAAAAAAAACAAGAACAAGACAAAAUAUUACAAAAAUGAGACACAAAACAACAAAAAUGAGAAACAGAAUGACAAAAAAUGAGACAAACGACUCAAAACAAAACAGAGUAAAAACAAUGAGACAAAAAAGUUACAAAGGGACAAAAAAAUGGACAAUGACACAAGCGAAACGAAAAGAACAAAACGACAAAAACGAGACAAAAUAUUACAAAACUGAGACACAAAGUGACAAAAAACAAGUCACAAAACAGUAAAAAAAAAAGAAUGAGCAAUCUAGUAUUUUACUUUAUGAUCAAAACAGCUUGUCAUGGUCUAGAAAUUAUUCUAAAUUUAUAGUUUUACUAAUUUAGAAUCUGCAGUUAAUGUCUUCUGUGUAAUUUUUAUAUUUUGAGUGCUGGAUUGGACCCUCUGGAGGCCUGGUUUUGGUCCACGGCCCGCAUGUUGGACACCUCUGCCUUAAAGUUUGACAUGUAUGAGAUAAUUGUAUCUGCCUUCUGCUACCAAACAUUGGCUGGAAGGUUGUAAACUAAGUUAUAAACUAAGUUAGCUUAAAGGCUAAAUGAGACUCUGAAUAGGCGCUUUAUCGGCGUUAACGUUAUUUCCAUGGAGGUCAAGAAUAAAAACCAUAAUAAGCUAUGACUUUAGAGUGUACAAGACAAACUGUCGACAUCACGGUUGCUGCAUCCAUCUUUUAUAUACAGACCGUCUCCUGCGAAAGCCAAGUUAGCCUGACCACCUCAGAGGUUUUCAGAUGCUUUAUUGCUUUACCAUCACUAGCAGAGUACAUUAACCCUCCUGUUGUCCUCAUUUACGGGCAGCAAAAUAUUGUUCCUUUGUCUGAAAAAAAUCAAAAAAUUCAGCAAAACAUUCCCCAGAUUUCAGAAAAUUUGCAAAACCUUCUGGAAGAAAAUUCCAAUAAUUCCUUAAAAGUUUCCCUUAGAAGUUUUAUUUAAAAAUUCCCAGAACUUCUCAGAAAAGGGAAGACGCCUCCAUUUUACCGCUGAUUUAUGCAGACAGACUAUGACAUUCAUAAUUAAAGCUUUUAUAAACAGCGUGGUUAGGAAUAAGGUGCAUAUUAAUCCAAAAUGUAACUCAAACUGCAGCUUCAUGGUAGAGCGCCUCCGCAAACAAAUCAAGAUGCGGUUUAGAACGAUAGGCUUUUUCCACUGCAGGAACUUGCAGCCUGAAACUUUGUUCGUGUUCCAACUGCUAAGAACUAUCAGAGAUGUUUUAGAGGGAGAAAAAGAUCUUUUCUACCUUCUAAAAGUCCUCAUAGAGUAGCAGUCUUCUCCUCUAACAUCGCCAUCAACAAAGCUAACAUAUCAAACCCUCAAGUUUUCUAUUUUCUAUGUGCAACUGAAAUUACAUCCCAUAAUUGCUAGUUGUCGUUUUGCCACACUCAGAUUUAAUGUUGUGGUCGAAGCUGUUGGAUCCUACUGUCCUUUCAACUGUUUUAUUUCCAUUACGAUGUAGGAUUCCUACAUUGUAAUGGAAAUAAAAUCGUUGAAAGGACCGAUUCCUGUUUGGUGAAGUCACAGCGACCUCUUCAGUCAAAUUAUACUCAGUUCAUCCUGGAAUCCAAGUUAAUGUUUGUGCCAAAUUUGAAGAAGUUCCCUCAAAGCAUCAAUGAGAAUGAGAUGGACAGACACUACAAAAACAUAACACCUCUAGCUGUGGUCAGUGCAGGGGCAUAAAAAUAUCAGAAUAAAUGAAUACAGAGUCUAAAAGUCAAGCCUUUCUGUGUUCAGUACCCAUAGAAACACUGUCAGCUACCAGGUUUCACCACAAACUAGAGAUCAUCGGUGCAUAUGCCAGAAAAUCUCAGGAGUAUUAGCAACUGGUAAUGUUGAUUAGAGGUUCAAAUAAUCAAAAAAGAUCAAAAGUCAAAGGAGUAAUAUGUUGAACUGUUUGACUAGAUCUUCCUGACUAGAUCCUUGCUUGUGUUGGAUCUACUCUCAGAUGUACGUCGCUUUGGAGAAACUGAGAUUGUAGAGUUCUAUUUUAGUGCCUACACGCUACAAACUACAAACAAGACCCGUUGGUGCCAAAUUCAUAGAGAGAAAACUGAAGUAAACGCUUCCAAAAUAUAGAAUCCAGCUCAUGAUUGGCUUCAUCUUCCUGCCUGUUGUCUCGACUAUAUCGCUCCCUACGGUUCGGCCCAGAUAGAAAACGGUCUGAGUGGGAUCAUGGACCAUGUGGAUGUAUGGUCUAACGGACCAGUUUGGCUGUGAAAAUGUCUGGCAACAUGCUGCAGAUGUCUUCCACUUCCUAAACACUAAACUGAAGGAUUGUGGUGUGCUUCGUAUCUGUGUUUCUCAAACUUCCAGCUGCCUGAUUCUAGAAGGGAAAAGUUUGAAUGAUCAACUCAUGGACCUUGUUUUUGGACGUCUUUGGAGCUUUGGCAAAUGUGGAAACAGACCAAGGAUUUAUUAGCAUAAAUUCAUUUUCAUUUCAGUUUGACUUUAAGCUGGCUGAGUGGACGUUUCUCCUGGAACAUCUCUUGUUGUCCUCAUUGGAACAUUAAAGAUGCUUUCACCUUUCAAGGACUCAAAAUCCUCCAUCGAUGAACCGACUUCUGAGUGUCCCAGCUUUGCGGGCAUGACAACAUUUGAACAGGACAGAUUCCUUUUCUAUUUAUUCGACCUUUUUCCAUGCAGACCUUCUGUAGUUGGUACUUCUGGCCAGUGACUGCUGCUGUAACUGAAAUGAUGCUUUCUGCCCUCCAUCCGGUGAAAUCUAUACAUGAUUCUCUAAAUAAAGCUUUUGAAGUUGA
Molecule: messenger RNA, 6294 nt
Organism: Amphiprion ocellaris (clown anemonefish)
Lineage: Eukaryota; Metazoa; Chordata; Actinopteri; Pomacentridae
Gene: sestd1
Product: SEC14 and spectrin domains 1
Exons: 19
Coding region: 279-2531 (750 amino acids)
Source: RefSeq, a predicted model, not a curated record